Trichomycterus rosablanca is the source of this 2202-nucleotide messenger RNA. RefSeq names its product cell division cycle 14Aa (gene cdc14aa). Bases 174 to 1910 code for a protein of 578 amino acids. Gene Ontology annotation, biological process: regulation of exit from mitosis; cilium assembly; microtubule cytoskeleton organization. The record is from RefSeq and is a predicted model, not a curated record. NCBI's taxonomy places the organism in Eukaryota, Metazoa, Chordata, Actinopteri, Siluriformes, Trichomycteridae. The transcript is spliced from 15 exons. Gene Ontology annotation, molecular function: protein tyrosine/serine/threonine phosphatase activity; protein serine/threonine phosphatase activity; protein tyrosine phosphatase activity. Gene Ontology annotation, cellular component: centrosome; nucleolus; spindle pole.
CCCUUCGUUGCCUGUUUAAGGGGAGACUUUUAAGUAUUUAGGAAUUUAAACUUUGACAUGGAACUGUUUAUAGUGGACGGAGAAUUAACUUUAACAACUUUUCCGUGUCGUGGUAUAGUGCUAUGACAGUAUUUUAAUAUAAAAACGAGUUAUUUCGAUUGUAAACACUGCAAAUGUUGAAAUUCAUAAACAAAAUGGAGAAUGACAACGUCCUAUUUGAAGCUGCUGAACUGAUCAAAGAUCGAUUGUACUUCGCCACUCUCCGAGGCAAACCGAAGAGCACCGCGAACGCACAUUACUUCUGCACGGACGACGAGCUCGUCUAUGAAAAUUUCUAUGCAGAUUUCGGGCCCCUUCAUCUGGCCAUGCUCUACAGAUACUGCUGUAAACUCAACAAGAAGCUGAAGUCCUUCACUCUUUCCAGAAAGCGCAUUAUCCACUACACCAGCUACGACCAGCACAAGAGAGCCAACGCCGCCUUCCUGAUCAGCGCCUACGCCGUAAUCUACUUGAAGAGAACGCCAGAGGAGGUCCACGAUGCACUGACAUCUGGCACCAACGUUUCAUACAUGCCCUUUAGAGACGCUGCCUUCGGGAGCUGCACGUACAACCUCACCAUUCUCGACUGUUUGAAAGGCGUCCAUAAGGCCCUGCAGCACGGCUUCUUCGACUUCGAGACCUUCGACGUCGAGGAGUACGAGCAUUAUGAGCGUGUAGAGAACGGAGACUUCAACUGGAUUGUACCAGGAAAACUACUGGCCUUCAGCGGUCCUCAUCCCAAGAGCAAAAUCGAGAACGGAUACCCGCUCCACGCUCCUGAAGCCUACUUCCCCUACUUCCGUCAGCACGACGUCACCGACGUGGUCCGGCUCAACAGGAAGAUCUACGAAGGACGCAGAUUCACAGACGCCGGCUUCGCGCAUCACGAUCUGUUCUUUAUGGACGGCAGCACGCCCAGCGACCUCAUCGUCCGCCGCUUCUUACACAUCUGUGAGACGGCAGACGGCGCUGUUGCCGUCCAUUGCAAAGCUGGUCUGGGCAGAACGGGCACUCUGAUUGGCUGCUACCUCAUGAAGCAUUAUGGCUUCACAGCUGCAGAAGCUAUCGCCUGGAUCCGCAUCUGCAGGCCUGGUUCUGUCAUUGGACCCCAGCAGAACUUUCUAGAACAAAAACAGCACAGCAUGUGGGUGGAUGGAGAUCUGCACCGAUCCAAACAGCAGAGGCAACAGCAGCAGCAUCAAAGCAGAGACUUGCUCCAUCUCAUCUCCGGCAUGGACCACGUCUCCAUCAGCAGCACCAGCCUGAACGCCCAAAACGUCGACGAGAAGGACCAGUUGUUAGGAGACAACGUGGCUCUAACUCAGGGGGACAAACUGCGAGCACUGAAGUGUCAGCGUCCUCCGAGGUCUCCGUCCACUUACAGUGGAUUAUCUCCUGCACCUGGUACCAUUUCUCCUUUAAAGUCUUCCAAAAUUAAUCUCCCAUUUUCCGGUGCCCCUCUGCCAAGGCGGCUGGCACGAAGCCCCUCGUCGUCUGCAGGAAACCUAAAAAGCUUUAAACCCCGCUUGGCCCGCUCCCUCGGAAACCUCUACAGUCCAGACAGCUUCAGAGACGAGGACAGUGGCGUCUCUUCAGCCUCGUAUUCCACCCGUUCUCCCCUUUUCGUUCCCCCGUCCGUCCUGUCCACCCCCCAUCCUCCGCCUGCCGCUAGCUUUGGAUACCCUGCGCUGAGCUUUCAACAGGAGCCAGAAAACAUCAACGAUCCUCCCGCUCCUCCACUCAGGCCUGCAAAGAGAGGGACUUUCCGGCCGAAUCCCAGAGUCCCGGUCCGACCCGGACUUGGUAGGCUCACGGGUCGACAUCUUAGCCGCUCUAUACCUUCCCUCCAGUCUGAAUAUGUGAAGUACUGAGACGGUGUUGCUGCGAAGACCCAGGCUACAGGAAAUCUCUUCCUUCCCUAUUGCAAUCUGCCAUGCUGGUCGAGGAGAGUGACAGGCUAGCACCUGCCUCCUCUGAUAUGCAUAAAUUGUCGGAUUCUUACAGAGAGCCCAAACAUUUGUAUUCCUCGACCAGUAGAAGUUGCAGUUGCAGUUGCAGCGGACUCCCUAUACAACCUUUCAUACCUUAGACAUGGCCAAUUGUGUAUUAGACCCAUGCACAUGUACCAGUUUUUAAAAAUAAAAAAGAAUUUCUAGUAAAUAA